AUGCGGCAGCCUCAAGUCAUCUACGCCGGAGUUGAUCCAACCGCAAAGUCUCUUCACGUUGGCCACCUCUUGCCGUUGCUAUGUUUAUUUCAUUUCCAGCUUCGUGGACACAAGAUCAUCUCACUGAUAGGUGGUGCUACUGGUCUCAUUGGAGAUCCUUCCGGCCGAUCGACAGAACGACCGCUUGCUGAAGCCUCUGUCGUGGAGGACAAUGUCCGUGCAUUGAGCGAGGCCAUUCAACGCUUCUUCUCCAGCGCUCUAGACUACGCACACAGCAGAUUAUCCCCUUCGGACACGCGAAUUUCUCCGCCUGAUGUCCGCAACAAUCUACAUUGGUUCAAGGAUAUGGGCCUUCUAGAGUUCCUCCGGACGGUAGGCAUACAUCACAGAGUGAACAACAUGAUGGCACGAGACAGUGUCCGGACGCGCCUCGAAUCGCAGCAGGGCAUCUCUUUCACGGAGUUCACGUAUCAGCUCCUGCAGUCGUACGACUUUUUGAGAUUGCACAAGGACGCAGGAUGCAACAUCCAACUUGGUGGCUCAGAUCAAUGGGGCAAUAUCGUCGCAGGAAUCGACCUGAUCCAUCAUGUCAACGCUGCCGGCAGCGCGGACGGGCAACCGGACAAGGGUUACGGUAUAGUAACCCCGCUCCUGACUACGGCUUCCGGCGAGAAGUUCGGAAAGAGCGCAGGGAACGCGGUGUCCCUGGACCAGCGCGUCACGAACGUCUUCGACUUCUACCAGUUCUUCCUCAGAACAGCGGAUGCCGACGUCGGACGCUAUCUCAAAAUGUUACUCUGCUACCCGUCGAAACAUCGACGAGGGUCUACGCUGACACUCUGUCAGCACGCACCCGAGCUGAGGACCGCGCAACGCCUCUUGGCCGAAGAGGUGACCGAAUUGAUACACGGCAAAGACGGGGUCCGAAAGGCAGUCGCUGCGACAGCCGCGCUUUACGGUAGCGACUUUUCCUCGGUCAGAGCUGCCGACGUCGUAGACGCUCUCGAAGGACUGCCUGUCUUGCACCUCCUUGACGAGGCGGAGCUUUUUGGCACCUCGGUCCUGAAGUUGGCUGUUCGCUGUGCCAUUGCUCCAUCUAACGGCGCUGCACGUCAACUUGUCUCGGCGAAGGGUCUCUACGUCAACGGUCGACCGAUCACCGACACACAGCUCAAAUUGACCAGUAGGGACUUGAUAGAUAACCGGCUGGUCAUUCUGCGAGCGGGAAAACAAAAGCAAGCCGUGAUAGCAUUGAGACAACAUUAG
Molecule: messenger RNA, 1266 nt
Organism: Fomitopsis serialis
Lineage: Eukaryota; Fungi; Basidiomycota; Agaricomycetes; Polyporales; Fomitopsidaceae
Exons: 7
Coding region: 1-1266 (421 amino acids)
Biological process (GO): tyrosyl-tRNA aminoacylation
Cellular component (GO): cytosol; mitochondrion
Molecular function (GO): tyrosine-tRNA ligase activity; ATP binding; RNA binding
Source: RefSeq, a predicted model, not a curated record